CAUUCUUGUAUUAUGUUUUAAAAGAAUAUUAACAUUAAACAAAAAAACAUGGAUGCAAGGACUAGUUUUGGAAUAAAGAGUGAAGAUUAUAAACAUUACUGGACUCAAAUUCAUGAACGACAAAUACAAUUUGACUCAAGAAUGUCCCAUUACCCUCUCAAUUUACCAUUCUACCCUUUCUUUUCUUCUCACUCAUAGCACAACUAAAUUAAAAAAUAAUGACUGUAAAAUCCCUUAAAAUUUAAAAAUGAUUGUAAACACCCCCAACAGCUGUCUGAAUUCGGUAAUUAAACUGAAAAGAUCGGGGUGGAAAUUAAUUAAGGAAUAUUUGGAGGACGUCUAAAAUAAUUCUUAACUAAACAAACGCCUAUAAAAACUGACUCCCGCUACUUCUGGUUCUCUCGUCGUUAGAUUUCGCAAAAGUCACACAGCUGUGCCUUACGUUCUCGAAUGGAUUCCUCAACUCGCUGCUCCGUCAUCAUCAUCGGCGCCGGCGUCUCUGGCAUUUCGGCGGCCAAAACGUUAGCGGAAAAUGGAAUAGAGGAUAUAGUAAUUCUAGAAGCAUCCGACAGGAUUGGCGGGCGUGUCCGGAACGAGAAUUUCGGAGGCGUGUCUGUGGAGCUCGGCGCGGGUUGGAUCGUUGGAGUCGGCGGAAAGGAGUCUAACCCGGUCUGGGAACUCGCCACACAAUCUGGGCUCCGAACUUGCUUCUCGGAUUAUAGCAAUGCCCGAUAUAAUAUCUACGAUCGAAGUGGGAAAAUAUUUCCGACUGGAGUUGCGGCGGACUCGUACAAGAAAGCGGUGGACUCAGCGAUUCAGAAGCUGAAGAGUUUAGAGGCCAAUGUGAAUGACAUCAUCAAAGCCACUGCAGAGCCGUCAUCUUCUCCCAAGAAGCCGAUAGAGCUUGCCAUUGACUUCAUUCUACACGAUUUUGAGAUGGCUGAAGUGGAGCCAAUAUCUACUUAUGUAGAUUUUGGGGAGAGGGAGUUUUUGGUCGCAGAUGAAAGAGGGUAUGGUUAUUUGCUAUACCAAAUGGCUGAAGAAUUUCUAUGUAUCUCUGAUGGUAAAAUCUUGGACAGUCGUCUCAAGCUCAACAAGGUUGUGCGGGAAUUACAGCACUCGAGAAGUGGCGUAACAGUAAAAACAGAGGAUGGUUGCGUUUACGAAGCUAAUUACGUGAUUUUGUCUGUUAGUAUUGGAGUUUUACAGAGUGAUCUCAUUUCCUUUAGGCCUCCCUUGCCUAGGUGGAAAAUGGAGGCCAUAGAGAAGUGUGAUGUGAUGGUGUACACAAAGAUCUUCCUAAAGUUUCCUUAUAUGUUCUGGCCAUGUGGCCCUGGAAAAGAGUUCUUCAUCUAUGCCCAUGAGAGGAGAGGCUACUACACGUUUUGGCAGCACAUGGAGAAUGCAUACCCUGGUUCCAAUAUCCUUGUUGUAACUUUGACAAAUGGGGAGUCAAAACGAGUUGAAGCUCAAUCGGAUGAAGACACGUUGAAGGAGGCCAUGGGGGUACUAAGAGACAUGUUUGGACCUAACAUACCUAAUGCUAUUGAUAUACUUGUGCCUCAUUGGUGGAACAACAGAUUCCAACGUGGAAGCUACAGUAACUAUCCAAUCAUCUCCAAUAACCAAGUUGUUAAUAGUAUAAAGGCCCCAGUAGGAAGAGUUUUCUUUACUGGCGAACAUACAAGUGAGAGAUUCAACGGCUAUGUUCAUGGUGCAUACCUUGCAGGUAUAGACACAAGUAAAACACUACUAGAAACAAUAAAGGAGGAAAGAAAUAGUGAUAGUAAUAACUAUUUGCUGGAACCCUUGUUAGCAUUGACUUUGACACAGACAGAAGCAGUGUCAGGUCUUCACAAAUGUGAUAUUCCCUCGCAAUUGUAUCUUAGUGGAAAGCUUGGCAUUCCAGAGGCGAUAUUAUGACUAAAUGGACCACAUUUUGAUGAUGAAAAUAUGAGCAAUGUGAUUGAGGGCCAUAUGGAUUUGGUUCCAGAGAUCAACCCAUUGAAGCCAUGUACAAAAAAAGCCAGCAGCAUGAUGAGGCUUGAAUUGCAAGAAAAUGAGGAAAGUGUAAGGCAUAACAAGGGAAGCAUGGAUUUAUCCUCAAAAGUGCAGCUGCUGCAUCAUUGAAGAUCAGAGGGUGCCUGGUUUUAGAAUUGAAGGGAAAUUUUUUGGCAUACAUAGCAUACAAAUUAUAACAGUUAACAUUACCAUAAUCAUGAAGCUGCCUCUGCAUGUUUUGGUUGGUAUAUCAUACUAUAUUGUCAUAUUUGUAUUCUUGCAUUCCACUGAUAUUGAAGGAAAACAACAAAACAACCAAUCUAAUACAUGAGUAAAUUAUUUCAGAAA
Molecule: messenger RNA, 2349 nt
Organism: Mangifera indica (mango)
Lineage: Eukaryota; Viridiplantae; Streptophyta; Magnoliopsida; Sapindales; Anacardiaceae
Product: polyamine oxidase 1-like
Exons: 10
Coding region: 451-1923 (490 amino acids)
Biological process (GO): polyamine catabolic process
Molecular function (GO): polyamine oxidase activity
Source: RefSeq, a predicted model, not a curated record